This is a messenger RNA of Micromonas pusilla CCMP1545, 291 nucleotides long. RefSeq lists its product as uncharacterized. The record is from RefSeq and is a predicted model, not a curated record. The transcript has a single exon. Bases 1 to 291 code for a protein of 96 amino acids. NCBI's taxonomy places the organism in Eukaryota, Viridiplantae, Chlorophyta, Mamiellophyceae, Mamiellales, Mamiellaceae.
AUGGCGACCAAGUUCCUCAACACCGCGUUCGGUCUGAAAGAAGGCGGCCUCGCCGCGUGGGUCGUCGCCGGCGGCAUCGGGUACUACUGGUUCUACAAACCCGAGCUCGCGAAGAGGGAAGGGGAGAUGGCGAAAGCGGCGCACGCGAACGCGCUCAUGAAGCAGCCGCAGUACGUCGAGUUCGUGAAGCAGCACGAGGCGGGCGGCGCCGGGAAAGAGAAAGAGAAAAGGAAAGGGUGGCUCGGCGGGCUCUUCGGCGGGGGGAAGAAACCGAAGGAGCCGAAGACGUGA